Molecule: messenger RNA, 831 nt
Organism: Vigna radiata var. radiata (mung bean)
Lineage: Eukaryota; Viridiplantae; Streptophyta; Magnoliopsida; Fabales; Fabaceae
Product: protein FAR1-RELATED SEQUENCE 9-like
Exons: 1
Coding region: 1-831 (276 amino acids)
Biological process (GO): regulation of DNA-templated transcription
Molecular function (GO): zinc ion binding
Source: RefSeq, a predicted model, not a curated record
AUGAAUGCAUUUUUUGAUGGAUUUUUAAAUUCAAGCACGACACUACAACAAUUUGUUGUUCAAUUCGACAAUGCCUUUAGAGUGAAGGCACAAAAAGAAAUACAGGCUGACUUCUCCUCCCUUAACACCACGAUUGGUUGUGGCUCCCAAUCACCGAUCAAAAGACAAUUUCAAUUAGAGUACACACAUGAAAAGUUCGACGAGGUUCAAACAGAAUUUCGGUCCAGGAUGAAUUGUUUUAUCAANAANACUGUNAAGGANACUUAUAUGAAUACUUACACAAUAAAAGAGGAGCGGAUGUUUGAGGGUAAAUGUGUAGAUAAAUUUUAUACAGUUGAAUUUGAUCCACUCACUAACAAUACCAAAUGUUCUUGCCUCUUAUUUGAGUUUAGAGGCAUCAUUUGUUGCCAUGCACUAUUGGUGUUUGGUCAAGAAGAUGUUUGCAAUGUGCCAUCCAAAUACGUUCUUAGGCAUUGGAGUAAAAAUAUUCGUAGAAGGCACACGCUCAUUCGAGCAGCUUACACUAACUCAAAGCUUCAACCGACCAUGCAAAGAUACCAACUAUUGUGUAAAAAAUUCUGUGAAAUAGCGAAGGUUGCUUGUGAGUCAGAAGUUAAUUCAAAUCAGUUACAAAAGGAUCUUGAUCUACUUGGUAAUAAAUAUGGCUGCAGUUCAUCCAUGACUACUAACAUCAUUAGUGAUGGAGAUGAACUCAGAUAUCAAAAUCCGGUUACUUCUCCAACAUCUAACACUGAACGAGGAAAUGAUGACGUACUUGUCCGCAGCCCUUUACCAGUGAAGCGAAAGGGUGACCGCAUACAAACAGGUUAA